Messenger RNA from Dermacentor silvarum, 780 nucleotides. RefSeq lists its product as uncharacterized. Bases 72 to 743 code for a protein of 223 amino acids. The transcript has 4 exons. NCBI's taxonomy places the organism in Eukaryota, Metazoa, Arthropoda, Arachnida, Ixodida, Ixodidae. The record is from RefSeq and is a predicted model, not a curated record.
AUUACCGGCAGUCAAGGAAGCACAUAAGUGGCGGUGCGACGCACAACGCUAGCUGUCGUUCGCGAUUCAACAUGAGCAUAAUCGUGCUUGCCUGUAUUCUUGGUGCGUCCGUUCUUGGUCGGGCAUAUGGCUUGGCGGGCGCUGUUUACGAGGCCAACAACUACCUGGACACGGUGCUGGGCGUGGUACUGCCAUUGCAAGUGAAUGCUGCCAACAUGACCAUGGUCCUGCUUCCGGGAUUCGCUGUGCACUACAGCGACGAGACGAGAGCGCUGAACGUGAGCUUCGACAGCGGCGUGCUCUUCGGCUUCGGAAAGCACUGGCAACGCCGAGGAGACUGCCAGGCUGCUCAAUGGCGCAACGAGAAUAUCACCACCAUUUGCCACGCAACACUGGAUGGCAUGAUGCUCCUGCUUGAUGGCACAGUCAAGGACGGCAACUCCACCGUCGGUGAAAACGUUACCAUUAUACUGGUUGUUCGGAACUCGUUAGCUCGGAUCUCUCCAACUGAAAGAAAGAAAGGGUACGCUGUACACCUGGAUCUGUCGCUGGAACAACUUUCGCUGGCUGUCGUGCCCAUGCGUGCCCUGACGCCGCUACCUGGAGUCCCGGAGGCCGUCCUCAAGGAAGAGCUCAACCAGGGAGCCUCAGCCAUCCUGAAGCGCUUCAUCGAGACAGAGGCUCGGCAGGGCGUGCUCAGGCACGCUUUCUCCCUCAUCCACCUUCCUCUGCCGCAACAAUAAAUGCCAUGGCAAAGGCUCUCCAGCCUGCGCCGCAAAA